Molecule: messenger RNA, 489 nt
Organism: Saccostrea cuccullata (small rock oyster)
Lineage: Eukaryota; Metazoa; Mollusca; Bivalvia; Ostreida; Ostreidae
Product: conserved oligomeric Golgi complex subunit 4-like
Exons: 5
Biological process (GO): retrograde vesicle-mediated transport, Golgi to endoplasmic reticulum; Golgi organization
Cellular component (GO): COG complex
Source: RefSeq, a predicted model, not a curated record
CAAAGAUGGCGGCGUCCAGGAGUGAUGCCACGUCCCUCCCAACCUUUGAGGGGGUCGAAAACCUCGUGAACAUGGUUGAUAUUCAAAAUGCUUUUGAUGAAUUAUGUAAAGAGGAGGAGGAAAUGAACACGGAGUUGGACAAUCUUUUAGAACAUCAAUCAACACUUGAAAAUAGGAUGAGUGGUCUUCAUAAAAUCUUACCAAAUCUUCAGAUUCUUGAGACAGAUUCCAAACAACUCUCUAGUAUGGUUUCCUUUACGUCCACUCUAGCUGAAAAUGUCAGCAGCAAAGUGAGACAACUGGAUGUGGCUAAAAGCCAAGUUACAGCUUGUAUAACUCGAGUCGAGGACAUUCUGGAUCUCAAGUUUUGUACAGAUGGAGUACAGACAGCUCUUCAGAAUGAGGACUAUGAAAAGGCAGCAGGUCAUGUUCACAGAUUUAGAAGUUUAGAUGAAAACAUUCUAAGAAUGUCUGAAGAAUCUGGGGAAG